Molecule: messenger RNA, 797 nt
Organism: Planococcus citri (citrus mealybug)
Lineage: Eukaryota; Metazoa; Arthropoda; Insecta; Hemiptera; Pseudococcidae
Product: putative peptidyl-tRNA hydrolase PTRHD1
Exons: 5
Coding region: 313-780 (155 amino acids)
Molecular function (GO): peptidyl-tRNA hydrolase activity
Source: RefSeq, a predicted model, not a curated record
GAAAUCAUUAUAAAUAGUUCGAAGCGAGUGUUACGCGUGGUAAUCUGUUGCUUGUGCUGUGCAUAGAAAUGGUGUUGCUUUUUCUUUUCUACUACAGUGGUCUUCUUCGGUGUUAGCUCUACGAAUUCGAAAUUUCUUUAACGACCGGAAACCAGUUUGAUAUUUUGUGGUGGUAGUCGAAUCCAUCAGUUGGACUACUCUGGCACGUGUUUUUCAUGAAAACAAGCACGUGUUACGACAUCUUUGAAAUCAACUGACGAAUGAACUGGUUCUUUUGCAGGAACGAGUGGAUUUCCAAAAGUUUAACUACAGAUGGCUGAAGAUAAAGCGAAAGAAGAAGCACCCGGUGUUGCCUCUUUGACUGAAGAUUUAAAAGCCGUACAAAUGCAGUCAAUAAUCCAGUACAUUCUGAUCCGAGGAGAUCUAUUCCGAGAACUGAAUUGGUCAUCUGGUGCUGUUAUUGCUCAAGCCUGCCACGCUAGUACCGCUUGUAUAGCAACAUAUUUAAAACAAAACGAUAACCAUACCGUAGAAUAUAUAGCAGACAUGGAAAACAUGCACAAAGUCGUUUUAGACGUCAUUAACGAAAAAGAAAUAUUGAAAGUGUCCAAAGCUCUAACGGAGAACAAUAUCCUCCAUACGUUAUGGUACGAAAAACCUGAGAAUAUUCCUACUUGUAUUGCUGUGAAGCCGUAUCCGAGAAAUGAUCUCAAGAAAUAUCUUAAAAAAUUUAAGUUAUUUAGUUAUCCUAUUCUUGCGCCUUCUUCCAAGAAAGAUUAAACGCCUUUCCGAUGUUU